Henningerozyma blattae CBS 6284 is the source of this 879-nucleotide messenger RNA. Its product is annotated as phosphatase PAP2 family protein. The coding region runs from base 1 to 879 and encodes 292 amino acids. Lineage: Eukaryota; Fungi; Ascomycota; Saccharomycetes; Saccharomycetales; Saccharomycetaceae. Gene Ontology annotation, molecular function: phosphatidate phosphatase activity. Gene Ontology annotation, biological process: phospholipid metabolic process. The transcript has a single exon. The record is from RefSeq and is a predicted model, not a curated record.
AUGCCUCUAAAUAGACUUUCAUUAAAUUUGCCAGAAUAUGGUAUAUUUGGUAAUACAUCAAAUCAAAAAAAGUGGAUGGUUUCUGAUCUUAUUAUUUUAGUCGUAAUAGUGAUCUUAAAUUACCCAGUUUAUUACCAAGAACCUUUUGAAAGACAAUUUUACAUUAACGAUCUAACAAUUUCUCAUCCAUAUGCAGAACAUCAACGAGUUGGUAACUUGGCUUUACUCCUCUAUUCUUAUGUUCUUCCAGUUAUUGUGAUUAUUCUUAUUGUAUUAAUUUUUGCUGAUUCAAGACAUAGAACUUACCUGUUAUACGUUUCUCUAUUAGGUUUGACCAUGUCGUUCACAUUGAAUACUCUGUUCACAAAUUACAUUAAAAAUUGGAUUGGGAGAUCAAGACCUGAUUUCUUGGCAAGAUGCAUACCAAAAGGAGGUUUGGAAAAGGAUGUUUUAUAUACUGCAUCUGAAGUUUGUACGACAACUGAUAGAGAGAAACUUUUGGAAGGUUUUAGAACUACACCAUCAGGCCAUUCUAGUGAAAGUUUUUCAGGCCUAGGAUUUCUCUACUUAUGGUUAUGUGGGCAAUUAUUGACUCAAAACCCUUCAGUAGGUAUUUGGAGAAAAAUAACUGCUAUGUUGCCGCUAUUAGGUGCUACAUUAAUUGCUCUAUCAAGAACUGAAGAUUAUAGACAUCAUUUUGUAGACGUCAUAAUCGGUUCUGCUCUAGGUUAUUUCUUUGCUUAUAACAUUUACCUAAGGUAUUUCCCUUCAAUUGAUUCAGAAAUACCAUUUAAGCCUUUACUAGAUGACUCUGAGGUUGAUUUUAGAUUAGAGCAAGAGCAUGUUCGUAUUCCUGAUGAAGAAGAAUUAGCUGAUUAA